UGUCUGCGCGUCUCGCUUCCCUCGUUCCGCCCAAGAUCGCCUCGGCCUCGGCCAUUGGCGCUCCGGCCACGGCUGCCCGCAACGCCAACAUCGUCUCGUUCUACUCGGCGCUCCCCAAGGGCGCCGCCGCCAAGAAGCCUGUCGGCCUGUCGCCGUUCAGCCGCUACAAGGCGCGCUACUUCGACGGCGAGAACGCCUCGGGCGCUCCGUUCCUCCACGCCAUCGGCGUCCUCUUCCUCGUCGGCUACACCAUCGACUACAACAUGCACCUCAAGCACCACAAGAACAACCACCACUAAACGGUUGCUCUCGAGUGUUGGGAGGGAGUGUAUCGAGACUAGACGCAGAAGGGACCGAGGCGCUCGGUCGCUGGCAGUAGUCGGCGGGGCUCUUGGCUCGGCUGCGGUGGAAACGAGGAGGUUGUCGUCCGCACAGCCGCGUUCGGGCCCGUCUCGCCUUGCG
Rhodotorula graminis WP1 is the source of this 462-nucleotide messenger RNA. RefSeq lists its product as uncharacterized. NCBI's taxonomy places the organism in Eukaryota, Fungi, Basidiomycota, Microbotryomycetes, Sporidiobolales, Sporidiobolaceae. The transcript is spliced from 5 exons. The annotation marks the transcript as partial. The record is from RefSeq and is a predicted model, not a curated record.